AGUACUGCUUCAAUACAUAUCAUUCAAUCACCAUUCUAUCAGCAUUCAUUGCGACGAGACUGACUACUUACUUGCCCACUUACUUCACACCUCUAUUCUAUUAUUCCCCGGUACUCUUGUACACCAUCUCGCAUCGGUGUCCACCUCCCACCCACCUCCUCAUCGCUGAGGUUCACCUCCCUCGGAUGGACUAUCCUCAUGCCCACCAACGGGCCGCAACCGUGGCGAGCCUGAUCCGGAGAUGAAGGCUGGCAUGCCGGGGGACUGACUUGAAGGCAUCCAUUCUCCAUCCACCUCCGCGCCUUUGGAGCGCUCCGCUCUCCAGAUGACACCAGCCCCGCAACUCACCGUUGUCCCCGCCCAUUCACAGCAUGGCACGCCCUCCCAACUCGAUGGGAGCGUCGCAACCGACCAUCCCAAUGCCCUCAUGCCGCCCCCCUCGAGAAGUGGCGCGCGAGACGCCCGCUCCAUGUCGUCCUCGUCCGCCCAGCCGUCGUUCCGCACCGGAGCCAGCUAUGCGACCGGCCCGCCACCUGGCAGCUUCAGUUCGGAGCUCCGCACCAUGACGAUGCGAAGCGAGACCCCGCGACCGACCUUCAGCGCCCAAGACGGCUUUUUGGGGGAAUUGGCGCGUACGACCUCCGAGCAGCGGCAGGCGGACCUGCGGGACCAGAUCGUCAAAGAGGAGAAGAUCAAGACCGGGUCGGAGAAUUUGUUGGAGGCAUUGAACAGCAAGAGCGCGAAGCAGAGCGCAAAGCAGAGCAAGGAUCAGAAGAAGAGGGUGGAGGCGGAAUUGAACACCGCGAAUCGAAAACUGGCGGCGCUGCGACAGGGCCUGGAGGACGAGAUUGCCCGGAAUAAAGAGGAGGCGGCGGUCGCAUCGGGGAUGAGCCCGAAACCAGGAAAGGGACGGUUGAGCUUUCUGUUUCGCGCCAACGAAGCAUCGCCGACGACACCAGAUGUUGACGACGGAGAGAGCGAGACCGAAAGCCCGACGUUCGUGCUAGCGGAGAUAUUACAGGCCUUGGAAGCCGAAGGCAUGUUACCGGAGUAUUACGUGGAAUACGCGAAUAGGCUGGUCGAGCUGUUCAAGCGAAAUCCGACGCUAAAGUUCGACUUGGCCUGGCCGAUAUUCGCCAUGCGCGUACAGACGAUGCUGCUAAGCGACAGCCGGGAAGUCGUCGCGGCGGGUUAUCGUGUUCUGCGAUAUGUCAUGACCGACCGACGCUCAUUGCAGACCAUUCGCGCCCACCAAACCGAUUACCUGGUCAUUGUUUCGCUGGUCAAGCAGACGAGGGCGUCCGUGGAGCGAGAACAAGCGCUCAAAUUCGUUCGCGCGUUCUUGGAAGUCAAAGAUGGGGUGAAAGAGAUCUCGCGUUCCAUCGUGCGCAUUCUGGUCGCCAUCGCGGAGCACACAGAAGAUCGCCUUCGAAACAUCGCCAUUCUCACCCUCUCCGAAAUUCUCAUUCGAGAUCCUGUUCUUCUGAAAGCCGCUGGCGGACUCGGGGCGCUCACCGAUGCACUGGGAGAAGGGGUCUACCUUGCCGCCGAGAGCGUCGCUGUCUCGUUUCUCUACCUGCUAGAUCUACCCAGCCGACGAAAGCACCUUACCCACGGCCGCGAAAUCGAGCUCGCAUUCGCAUCAUUCACCGAGAUACCCAUGAAUGUUACCCAUCACGAAGAGAAGCUGAAAGCGAACGUAAAAGUCAUUUCCGCGUUGUUGAAAAGCUGGUCUGGGUUGUUGACAUUGUGUAUGGACGAUUUUAUGGCGACUCGAUCGCUCGUCGCUUCGCUAUUUAUCCCGAUGCCGCAUUUACGAAAUAUUGUCCUGGAGUUGUUCAUUGAUUUGUUGCGGAUUAAGCCACCGGCUUUCGCGUCGUCCUUCUUGGCCGGGAGGAGACUAACCACCUACCAACGAGUCACAAGACUCAAAUCAACUGCUGGGACCACUACCGAUUCCAAAGCUCCUGGCGAGACGGACGAUGAUGUCGAUCAAAUGAGUCUGGUCGAGCAUUACACGGCGGUUCUCCUUGCCGUUUUCAUACACUCCGGUCUGGUCGAUGCGCUGAUGCAUGCGGAACAAGAAUGGCUCACUCCACCUUUAAAACGAAAGACCACCCUAGUGCUUAGCGAAGUCCUACGAAUGGCAAGCGAGAUGCUUCCGCCUCCGAUUAGCGAACAAGUUCAAAUCCUUCCGCAGCUGGUACAGCAAGGCGCGAGAAUGGACGACGAUGACCGAUUCGACUACACCUCAACCAUCUACCAGAUCGAGAGCGUUACGCGGACGAUCUAUCGCUUCGCGCCCUCGGAACAGCACGGGACGCGGCCCACGAGCGCGGGCGAGCCGAACAACGGACCACCCGAGUCGUCAAAGGCGCAUUCGAUGAUGCAGGUCGACGAACCGGGGUUCCGGCAACUCAUACUCGAAACCCAUAUCCUCAGCACCGUGAACUUCACGAAAUGGCGCUGGGACAUCAUUCAGAACAUCAUCGAAGGGCCCCUUCUCAACGCGAAACGACUAGACGAGGCGAUCCGAGCCUCGAAGUUCCUGCAUCGAUUGCAGGGUUUCUACCGCCCCUUCAAGCGGCGGUUCGCCGAUGUGAAGAAUACAAAGCCGAAUCAGCGCUAUGUCCGCGUUGGCGUGGCGUUAAUGCGCACGCUUCUUAAUAACCCCGAAGGAGCGAAAUACCUCGCCGAAAGCAAACUCAUCCGACAGCUCGCGGAAUGUCUCGCGCAAUUCGACCGUAUGUCCGGCAUCAUGGCCGUGAGCCCGAUCUUCACCCCCGAGCGGAUGAAUGAGACGCUUUCCGGCGGCUACUUCUCCAUGCUCGGAGCGCUCAGCCGGGACCCGAAGGGCAUGCUCAUCAUGGAGCGGUGGAAGAUGUUCAACAUGUUCUACCACAUCGUCGAGCUCAAGGGACGAGACGAUCUGAUCAAGACGUUGCUGGGGGGCAUGGACUACACCCUCGAAGGGCAUCUGCGUAUUAUAUUAGGGAAAGCGAUGACCUGUUGCUCGAAAGAUAUUCGGAUCUUUGCGACACGCAUACUGAGGAAAUAUGCGGUCCGCGCUGUCUCCGGUUUGUCAGAUACGGACGCCACGCAGACUGCUGAAUGGGCCAUCCGGCUCCUCGUUACGCAGCUAUACGACCCGUCUAUCGAAGUCUGCGAAGCAGCAGUCAAGAUCCUCGAAGAAUCGUGCAACCUGACAUCAUCCCUUGAGUAUGUCGUCAAGUGCCGACCGGCUCUAGACCACCUUGGCGAGAUCGGUGCGCCGCUUCUACUCCGCUUCCUCAGCUCCAGUGUUGGAUAUCACUAUCUCGAUGGCCUUGACUAUAUAACCCGCGAGAUGGACGAUUGGUUUCUGGGACGAAACGAUACCUAUGUGGCAUUAGUCGAGGCAUCACUUGCAAAGGCGUUCGCCGAGCCGCACGACAAGCCCGGCAGCUCAUCCGCCGCCCAAUAUCCCGGGGUCGGCCACCAUUCGCAUUUCGAUGAGAUGAUGGCCGAGCACCAAGAAUACGGCUUAGUCCCCCCGCAUUUCUACCGCGAGCUCACCCGCACGCACGAAGGCGUCAAGCUCCUCCGCGAGAAAGGCCACUUCGACGAGUUCGCCGCGACCAUCCACGACUUCGGCCGCGAGGACGACGACGCCGAGACGAUCCUCAAGCUCAAAGGCUGCCUCUGGGCAGUCGGCAACGUCGGGUCCAUGGAGCUCGGUGCCCCCUUCCUCGAGACCACCGAUGUCGUCCGCGACGUCGUGCAGAUCGCGGAGAACUCCCUCAUCAUGUCUGUGCGCGGCACCGCGGUGUUCGUGCUCGGGCUGAUCAGCCGGAGCGUGCAUGGGCAGGAGAUCUUGCUGGAGUACGGCUGGGACGGGGCGACGAAUAUGAUGGGCGAGGCUCUAGGGUUUGCGAUCCCGAAGGACCUGCGGAAGUUGUUUAGUGUGCCGGAUUGGACGAGGGAGGCGAAGGCGGAGCAGCGGAUGGCGGCGGCGGCGCCGUUCGAUGCGGCGAAGAUUUUUGUAAGGAGUGGGAGGGGGGAGAAGGAUCCGGUGAAGAAGCGGCUUUUCGCGGCGGCGGAGAAUUUGGGGAACUCGGUGUUGAGCAAAAAGGCGGCAGGGGAGUUGAAUGCCCUAAAAUCCCGCUACCCCGCCUACUUCCGCCGGCCGUCCGUCUUCCGCACCGUCCUCUCCAUCCUCGAAGCUCACCACUUCCGCCUGCACGUCUGCCGCUUCCUCAUCGACCUCUUCGAUAAGGACGUCAUGCGGCAGAUCGUGCUGGAGGAAGAGAGCGACGAAGAAGCGGGAGACCGCGAUGAUGUGGCGCUGGAUAUCGACAGUCCGAUCAGUCCGAUCAAUUCGAUGGAGCGGCGGCCGUGGAGCAAAGGGAGCGAGACGAGACCACGGAGUAAGGGGUCGGGAGGCGAGCAUGCACGACCGUACAGCAGGGGCACGACCGGGGCUAUUGGAGGAGCGCGGGGGUGAGCCGCGAGAGAUGGAACGCGAACGAAGGACAUCUCGCUUCACGGCGUACGGAUCAUUCAAGCUCGGAUGGCGAUGGGCUUGACGAUUCUGAUUGGCGGGCGUUUCCCCACUGGGUUCGGAACCGCCACCCGUUUGCAUGAGCUACGGCGUAUUCAUAUUGCUUUGACUUUUGGGAGUGUCUGGAACUCGGGAUGGGAGUCUGGGCUCGGUUUGGGACCUUGCGACGCGAAGAAGAUUACGGCAACGAACCGGUGGACGGAGCAAGCGAAUCAUGGAUGGGAAGGAUGUUAUUGUAUACUGGGCUCGAUGCUUUGCCAUAUAACUUGAACAAUUCCAAACUAGCCACAUU
Molecule: messenger RNA, 4832 nt
Organism: Eremomyces bilateralis CBS 781.70
Lineage: Eukaryota; Fungi; Ascomycota; Dothideomycetes; Eremomycetales; Eremomycetaceae
Product: cytosolic regulator pianissimo
Exons: 2
Coding region: 470-4483 (1337 amino acids)
Biological process (GO): TORC2 signaling
Cellular component (GO): TORC2 complex
Source: RefSeq, a predicted model, not a curated record